Messenger RNA from Triplophysa rosa, 2747 nucleotides. RefSeq lists its product as uncharacterized. The transcript is spliced from 3 exons. The record is from RefSeq and is a predicted model, not a curated record. NCBI's taxonomy places the organism in Eukaryota, Metazoa, Chordata, Actinopteri, Cypriniformes, Nemacheilidae. Bases 691 to 1620 code for a protein of 309 amino acids.
GGUAGGGGACUUCAGUGGAGUCUGCGUCAAUGCGGGCUUCGCCGAAGACCGCAUGGAGGGCACAAAAGAGGCGCUCGCGAGCAGACUUCUGAACGCUAAAAAGACAAAUGGGACACCCUACAGACUCGUAGACUUGGCGAGAACGCGCAAUUUAAGUCCACGAGACCGCAAGUGCGCCAUUUGGAACAGGGCCAUCCACGACACUGGCGAACGGCGUUCGCAAGCAUUCCUGGGUAGGGGACUUCAGUGGAGUAUCCAUCAAUGCGGGCUUCGCCGAAGACCGCAUCGAGGGCACAAAGGAGGCGCUCGCGAGCAGACUUCUGAACGCUAAAAAGACAAAUGGGACACCUACGGACUCGUAGACUUGGCGAGCACGCGCAAUUUAAGUCCACGAGACCGCAAGUACACAGAAGUGCGCCAUUUGGGACAGGGCCGAUGUCGAACACCUAUAUUCAGCAGUGUUGCACCUGUUACUAAUGAUCUGUUUAGGAGGUGCCAAACUAUGUACUGACCUAUUCCUAUGUAGAAAAUCAUCAAAAACCACGUGAUUGCAAACCUAUUCAGCAGUGUGCACCUGUUACUAAUUAUCUGUUUAGCAGGUGCCCAACUGUGUACUAUCAAUGAAAACGUGUUCGACCUACCAGUAUAAAAAGACUGCUGUUGGUAGGAGUGCUUUAGGUUCUGCUCAAAAUGUCUUCAGUGAAGUUGUUAGGUUUUAUUAUAAUUUGUCAUCAAUGGGUGUAUGGAGGUAACAACCACAAUGCAAGAUCAGCCGAGGCUGAGCGUGUUGUUGCGGACUUUCUUUUAUUGGAGGCAUCUCAUUUGAACUUAAAAGGAAUGCCAAGAGAUGCUUUGGAAAGUGUAGUUUCUUCUCAUAACAUCAGUUCUGAAGAAACCACUGCCAGACAAGAUAAUGCUGUUGCUGUGGAAUCCAAUUCAGACCACAUGCAUGGCAACUACAGCCAACAUGCUGUUGCACUGGAACCCGGUUCAGACCACAUGCAUGGCAACUACAGCCAAGGUGAAGCUGCACUGGAACCUGCAAUUGAACCCGGUUCAGAUCAGGUGCGUGGCAACUACAGCCAAGAUGCUGUUGCAGGGGAAUCUGGUUUAAACCACGUGCAGGCCAACUACAGCCAAGGUGAAGCUGCACUGGAACCCGGUUCAGAUCAGGUGCGUGGCAACUACAGCGAAGAUGCUGUUGCAGUGGAAUCCGGUUCAGACCACGUGCAUGGCAACUACAGCCAAGGUGAAGAUGCACUGAAACCUGGUUCAGAUCAGGUGCAUGGCAACUAUAGCAAAGAUGCUGUUGCAGUGGAAUCCAGUUCAUACCACGUGCAUGGUAAAAACAGCCAAGAUGUACCUGCACUGGAAUCCGGGUCUGAGGUGCAUGGCAAUGGCAACUACAGCCAAGACCCUGGUUCUGAGGAAUCCAGUUCUAACCCAUUAGAGUCUGGAAACUCCAACCAAGAUGCUGGUUUCGCGAAGGAGUCCAGUUCUAAUCCACUAGAGUCUAGUUCUAGCAUUGUCAUUAUAUAUGGUAACUUUAGUCUGGAUGGCAAUGCAACGGCUGAUUUUAUUUCCAUUUCCUCUGAAGCAUUGAGUAUUAGUGUACCAUAAUAAAUCUUAAAGGGAUGGUUCAUCCAAAGAUGAAAAUUCUGUAAUUUACUCACCCUCAGGUUGUUUCAAACCUGAAUAUAUUUCUGUCUGUUGAACACGAAGAUAUUUGGAAGAAUGUUAGCAAUUUUCAGUUCUGGGACAUCAUCCACUACCAUUUCCUACUAUGGUAGUCAAUGAUGUCCCUGAAGGGAAAAUUGCCAACAUUCGUCCAAAUAUCUAUCUUUGUGUUCAACAGAACAAUGUAAUUUUAUACAGCUUUGAAAUUACAUGAGGGUGUGUAAAUGACAAUUUUCAUUUUUGGGUGAACUGUCCCUGAAGUUAUUUUGAACGCUUUUGCCUCUUGUGUUUCUUUGUACUUUUCUCCAAAUGGCACGCAAAUGCAAUUAACUAAAUGCAUCCAAAAUGUUCUGCUUAGGGUAAGGUUCUAGUUGGUUUAGCCAUGUCUUGGGUCCUAGCCAUGUUUUUUUUUUUUUUGCAUCCUAACAAAGAAACUGUUGGAGUUUCUGGUCUGGUAUACUUAACACAAAUUUGUCUAACUUCUAUGUGUAGGCUGCCAUAUGGCAUAAACGUUUUAGUCUAAUUACUUUCACAUUGGAGCAAUAUAAAACACAAUUUACACACCAUUGAUUAAGUUAAAAUAGGUUUACCUGAUUUGCUUGGUACAGUAUGUUGUUGUUGAUUUGCAUUUUGAAUAGUCGUGGUAUGUUGGUCGGGUAUCUGUUGCCAUGUGCUUGUUAUGUGGUAGACUGUACACAUGUUCAAAAGAACGAUAGUUUUUUUUUUAUAUAAAGGGAUCAUAGAGCUGGUUUUUGAAGGGUAUAAGCAUGGGUUUGAGUUAUUUUCAUGCCCUAUCUGCUCCACGGAUGACUUUGAAUAGAAAAGCAGUCAACACUGACUGAUUUGUUUAUAAGGACUAUCAGUAUAUAAAAGAAUUAAACAAGUUGUGACGUGGUGAUUCAUCUGAAACAGUUAACCGAUAAAUUGCCCCCAAAAGAUCAUUUGUAGUCAUUGUUUGAUUUCUAGCUUUAGAAUAAAAUAUGAUACUAUUUGACUAAGUAGACUUUUUUAUGAUAAUUUGACCAUAAACGUCACUUAGCCUAUAGGCUACAAUGGCCGUGAUAUUUUUU